AUGCUGGGGCGAGAACCGGCACAACAGCAGCCCCCAGAUCAUGGCCAAAACCAGCAGGAGAUAGACGGCGCCCAUGGCAACGGCCCCGCCGAGCCGAGCGCGGCAGCAGUACAAUGCACUGCUGCCACGCCGCCGCCGCGCCCCCUGUUUUUCGCGCGCUUCUGUGCGGGCUGGGUGUAUGCCAGCCAGGGCACCGUGGCCGCUUCCCUUUUAGAAAAGCAGCGGCGCUACGAGGAGGCCGUUGAGCUGCUGCAGCUGCUGCUGGGCGGUAACGCCUGCCUGUCGCGCCGCGGCACCUGGUGGUGCCGACUGUCCAUCAACCUGGAGCAUCUCAAGCAGGUGGACGCAGCCCUGGAAGUGGCAGAGGCGGCGCUGGCGGACCCCUACGUGCGCCAUGACGUGCCGGGCGUGUUCCAGUCGCCCUUCCAGGCUGCUCCCUUGGAUCUUGACACCGACGCAUUCUUCCCAGCCCGAGCAUCUGCAAUUGAGCGCCGCCUGCAGGACAUCGCGCUCGGCGGCGCAGGUCCCCUAGUGCAGGCCACCUGGGAGACGCACUACGGCGCGCUCUGUCGCGGCGUCAGCUGGUCACGUUUCAGCCUGCCCCAGUUGCUGGAAAUCAGCGAGUGCAUCGGUGGUGUGGGCCUCUCUGUCGUGUUUCGCCUCAUGGCAGAGGACCACGCCGGCAGCUCAGGCGGCCUGCCGGACUUGCUGCUGUGGCGCACUACCCCGCACCGCGACGCGCGUUUGGUGGAGGUCAAGGGCCCAACUGACCGCCUGUCGGAGCAGCAGCGCGCAUGGAUUGCUGCCAUGUCUGCAGCCGGCCUGCAAGUAGAG
Monoraphidium neglectum is the source of this 834-nucleotide messenger RNA. RefSeq lists its product as hypothetical. The transcript is spliced from 4 exons. Gene Ontology annotation, molecular function: flap-structured DNA binding; 5'-flap endonuclease activity; 5'-3' exonuclease activity. Lineage: Eukaryota; Viridiplantae; Chlorophyta; Chlorophyceae; Sphaeropleales; Selenastraceae. Gene Ontology annotation, cellular component: nucleus. Gene Ontology annotation, biological process: interstrand cross-link repair. The annotation marks the transcript as partial. The record is from RefSeq and is a predicted model, not a curated record.